Messenger RNA from Haliotis rubra (blacklip abalone), 2894 nucleotides. RefSeq lists its product as uncharacterized. The transcript is spliced from 3 exons. Gene Ontology annotation, molecular function: protein binding. Lineage: Eukaryota; Metazoa; Mollusca; Gastropoda; Lepetellida; Haliotidae. The record is from RefSeq and is a predicted model, not a curated record. The coding region runs from base 140 to 1015 and encodes 291 amino acids.
AGUGUGCAAGUCGGAACACAUUGCCGUCUGCGUUCAUACAAGUAACAGACGUGAGCGAGCGAGGAUACGUGAAUAAAGAUCGAAGAUUGUGUGGAUUUUAAUCAUUCUCUUGGCUCUUCGCUGCGACAUAAGACACAAGAUGAAGGUAUUGUUUGUAUGUGUGGUGUUGCUGUACAUUGCCAUCCCAACAGAGAGCGGAGUAGCACAGUGUCCGAAUGGACAGUUCUUAGACAUGCAACUGGACGUCUGUAAAAAUUGUUCCACAUGUCCAAAGAACCAGAUUAUCAGAAAACCGUGCCACUCACACGGAGACACGAUGUGCGGGCCAUUCCGCGAGUUCAUAGACUUUAACCAAAGGCCUGACGAAGGUGGUCUCGUUGACGAGGAACAUGCCCACCCCGACCACCACAAACACGGCAAACAUCACAAAGGACACCACCAAGGAAAGAAAAACCAUCACAAAUCCACGGACCCUACCUCCGAACUGUCCAUUGUAUCCAUUGAUGACACGACCGACCCUGCGAAAAGUCAAGGGAGCAUUCUGGAUUUGACGUCUGCCGUCUCCUCCAGCGAACACCAAUGGAAGACCCUGGCUAUGGCGCUGAUCGGAAUACUGUGCAUAGUGUCUGUGUCCCUCGUACUGUUUGUAUUCGCUGCAUGCUACAUCAGAAGCAAGAGACAGGCGCUCGAGAAAGAAAUGAUUUAUGAUCCAGAAAUGAUGGAAUGUCAGAGUGCAUAUGUUCAAGUACAACCGUAUGAACCAGCACGUGAUCGCCUAAAAUCGAAGAGCAAUAUCCGGGCCGUCCGCGAGUUCCAGCAAAAUGCAUAUGAUUCCGGAAGUGACGACAGUUGUGGAAACCCACAUCCGCCAUCAAGCCAGUUGCUGGGGCAACUGAUUAUUGGACCGAUCGUUGAUGAUUACGAUGCAGACAACAGCGGACAAACAAUUACAACAACAAAAUCAUCGGACUACGUUUAUUUCAACAGCCCCCAAAAUGCAAACGGGGAGCCGUGAGCUUCAAAUAUUCCAGACAUUAUUGAGACUGUAGAGUGACUGACAUGAUUCCGAGUCACUUGAUUGAUGCAAGAGCACGUGCAGACAGUGCUUAUGUGUGUAUGUGAACUAUUUGUGAUAUUAGUGUGCUCAUCUGGUAUAUGGGUCUCACCCAGUGCUGGUUGGCCCAAACGGCCAUACAUCAUCAUUCUUGCUCAUGGAAUCAUUUGCAUAAAUUAGCAUAAUUUAUUCAACUUGCAGGGCGUACUAAAAUGAACUUUCUCAUGUCUGAGAAGUCUCUUGAAGACUUCUAUGCUGUAUAUGCUACCCACGUGUUCUCAGCGUUCUGUGUGAAAUCUCUGUCCCAUAAUUAGGUAUUUGCCAAGAUAUCUUAUUGACCGGAGCCGUCCAAUAAAAGAAUAUUUGACUUAGAACCCCUCUUGACCACUCAUUCGCUGUGAAUAGAUGCAAUAUGGCAGACGCAGCAUCAAGCAUCCACUCACUUGACGGCUCCGUUUGUACAUAGAAUGUACAAAAUAUAGAUCCUCCAAUUUCAACAAUAGGAUGAAUGGGCGCCUCUGACAGGUUCAAAACCGGUCCUUGUUCUUGAGUUCCUUGGCAUAGAGACUUACAUUUGUUUGAUUCAAUAUUUCCUUUUGAUGUAUCUUCUUAUAGAAUCAAACCCGCCGUCUUUUCACAAAGUCAUCUAAGAUACACCAAAAUCCGAAUUUAAUUUACGUUUUAGCCGCAAAUGUAAACCCCAAAUCCGGAUAAUUAUCAUCAAUAAAUCUCAAUUUCCAUAACGCCGAUAAAGUACAAAGCUUAGAUGUCUCUCAUUGCAAAUACGGUCGGGAAUUACAGAAAAAGCCAUUGUUGAAGCUCCGACAAAAUUGAGCUUAGAGUGUAUUUAGAUAUUACUGCGGAUAAUCUCUCCCCGUGUGAAUGGGCCUUGUGUUAGAGUCGGCCUGCGUGGUUGCUGGUUCCCACAGUUACAGCACAGGGUUUCCUGUCUGGGGGACGCGGAGUUAGAUUGGGGAAGUUGUUUGCCCCCGUCUCGUGCGGAGCCAACAUCUUAGUUGACUACACAACAGGUUCUGAUGGCAGACGGAAACAUUACACCGUAACCAGCUCGUUUCAACAUUUUUUCUGAAAUUAUCACUCAUUUCAGAUUGAAAUUGCAUAUUAGUAAAGCAUACUUUGUUGUCCAAAUUAGUUUAAUCGUAAACUAAUUUAAUUUGCAGAAGCGUUUUUGUCUCCAAACGGAAACUGGGAUAUAUUAACAGAACUAUGAGAUAUACAUAUUUCAUGUCUUAUGGUUAGGUGCCCAUAUUGUGGACAUACAGCGUCAAGGUCAGGUCAAGGACUGGCUGCAGUGCUUUUCACCAAACCGACAACUCAACAACCCAUAACGUCAAUAUUUAGAAAUCUUGGCAAAUACGCUCCCCUCUCUCGGUCACCUGAUCUCAGAUCAAGACUCUCCCUCUGUCACUUUAAUCUGUGCUACAAACUGCAUUAAGGUUCUCGUCUCAAAGACGAUUGCAAACGUGCAUUAUUGUUUGAAUAUUUAAACUAUGCAUUUUCUGCUGAAGGGGUCGGCAGCAUGAACGUUUAUUUUGUCAGAAAACGGUGCCUUCACUGCCAAAACAAAGCCUAUUUUUCUAAUGCUUUAUCUGUACUUUGUGUUGUUGAUGAGACAGUGGUACAUACACCACUGAGUGUGUGUUGAGGCUGGUGCGAGAGUGACGUAUGCAUGGUACCAUUUAUGACGUCAGAUCCGGGAAAACCGGAAACUGAAUUGAGGUUUUCUUCUCAAGGUUGUUCAAGAUUGUAUAUAUGUUGACUAUAUAUUUUGUACAAAAGGUGUAAAAAUGACGAAUUUGAAUUAAAAAUUCAAAAUGUA